AUGCAGAACUUACGAUUGCUGUGCUUGAUCGGCUUGGUGGCGGGCAUUCAUUGCGGUCUGGUCCGACGCGACCUCGGCCAUAAAGGCGGAAGCAGCUAUGGCGCUCCGCCUGCGACAAGUUAUGGAGCCGUACCUCCAGCACCCACUUAUGGAGCUGCUCCAGUAUCCACUUACGUUGCAUCAAACUAUGGCGCUCCCGUCUAUUACGAGGAGGAUGACAAGCCGGAUCUGAAAGCCAAACUGGAGGAGUUCAAGAGCAAAAUCAUCGGUCAUCUCGGUUACAUGAAGGGCUCCAUUAUGGCGGCCAAGGGUAAAAUGAUGCUGAAGAAAGCUCAACACUACCAACAGAAGGGCGAGAAAUUGGUAGGAAUCGGUGAGUCUCUGAAAGCUCUGAAACCGGAGAAACAGGAGAAGCAUAAACACUACGAGCCGAGCUACCAUCCACCAGCUCCAAUCUACUCGCCACCAGCUCCAGUCUACUCGCCACCAGCUCCAGUCUACUCGCCACCAGCUUCCGGUUAUUCCGGUUAGGAAGCUAAAGUACGACGGUGAACGAGUUUGCGGUUCUUUUAUUUUUAUCUCUUCCAUGUACAGCUCAGAGCGUUUCUCCCGGUAGAGACGACGACUUUUCCCCCCCGUACCAAUAUGAGAGAGAGAGAGAGAGAGAAUGUCAUUCUGUAAAAGAUGAAUAUAUUUUGUUGUAGUAGUAGUGUGUAAUACUCCAUCCUAUUCCAAUCAUUGCUUCCCUUUUACUUAAAUUUUCUAAAUUUGUUACGGAUCCAAAUCAGCCAACAACAUCAUCACCAUCAUUUGCAGCCCAUCAAUUGGAAAGAAAGAAAGAAAAAAGAAGAAGAAGCCAAGAGUAUUAUUACAUUUUACCCGAUUGAUUUGUGUUUGUUGAGUGUGUUUCAUUGUGCCGGCUAAUCAUAGAUCUCGUUGUGACGCGAGCUUUUUGAUUUUGUCAUCACUUUCUCUUUUGUCUUUUUGGAAAACAUUUUCAUACCACCUGAUGAAUACAGAUAAAACAGAAAACAA
Molecule: messenger RNA, 1035 nt
Organism: Daphnia magna
Lineage: Eukaryota; Metazoa; Arthropoda; Branchiopoda; Diplostraca; Daphniidae
Gene: Vm26Aa
Product: extensin
Source: RefSeq, a predicted model, not a curated record